Sinocyclocheilus rhinocerous is the source of this 1227-nucleotide messenger RNA. RefSeq lists its product as uncharacterized. Lineage: Eukaryota; Metazoa; Chordata; Actinopteri; Cypriniformes; Cyprinidae. The transcript has 3 exons. Bases 7 to 1227 code for a protein of 406 amino acids. The record is from RefSeq and is a predicted model, not a curated record. Gene Ontology annotation, molecular function: zinc ion binding.
CCCUAGAUGGUGUUAAAGCACUCAAAACCUGUUGUUUUGGUGAGCAGCCAUUGUUCCUGUGUGGCGGGCUGUGCCUUAUGCAAUCAUUUGGUUGCACUUCUUUAUCAGACUGCCCAUUAUUCGCAGCUAAACAUUCCUGCUGUUCCCCCGGUGCACAGCUGCACAGACACAGAGCAGAUCUGGCAUAAACCAAGGACACUGGGUGUUAGGCCAGGCCCAGUUGGAGAAAUGGAGUUUCGAAAACCCAGAAAUUCAACAACAGACUGUGUAAGAAGUUCUCUCUACAAGGCGCUAGAUGGGGAACUGCCGGAUCUUGCCAUGUUGAGAGUAUCAGAGGUGUACAAAGACUUUCCCCCUUCACUUGCACCCUUGGUAACAACAAUGGGCAUGUCAGCUGAUGUCCCGUUAGUCCAGUCUGCUUUUGGAGCUGUCCAGGCAGGGAGCGUGCUGUCAUUUCAGCAUAAACCACCAGCAAUGAGGGAAGUCAUCAACAUCCCAUCUGCCCCUGCCUCACCCUCCCUUCCCAUCCACAGCUACAGGCUCGAACCACAAUCCUGUGCCUAUGUUCUAUCAGAGCAGGAACAUCUGCACCUGAAGUCUCUGGAGGUGUCAUUCAACAUGGCCCACAGGAUAGAAGCUGCAACACAAGGGCAGAGUUCGUGCCAGGAGUGGCAUCGUUUGAGAAAGAUGAGAGUGACAUCUACUCGCUUCCACGAGGUAUGCCAAGUUCGUGGACAUCAGAAUCUGGCUGAGAGAAUUCUCAGGGGGACUGGUCAGACCACGGACAUGAGGAGAAGUAUUGAUAUGGAGCCACUCGCUGUUAAAGAGUAUUGCACUCUUAAAAACGUGAACUGUUCACCCUGCGGGUUCAUUGUACAUCCUGAUGCUCCAUGGCUAGGUAGCUCUCCUGAUGGAGUCAUCUUUGAUCCCUCUGGGAACCCACCAUUUGGUCUCCUUGAGGUCAAAUGCCCCAAUAUCCAGAGCUAUGUGGACUGCCCCUAUCUAAAAACGUCCGGUGGUGCUUUGAAACUCAGGAGGCAGCACAAGUACUACUGGCAAGUUCAAGGUCAGAUGCUCUUGACAGGGCUAGAGUGGUGUGAUUUUGUCGUUUGUGCUCAGGAAGACAUGUUAGUCGAGCGAAUUUAUAAAGAUCUUGAUGUAAUGCACACCAUUAGAGACAGAGCAGAUCAUUUUUUCUUUUACCACUACAUACAGAAGUGUUUGUAG